Hippocampus comes (tiger tail seahorse) is the source of this 1575-nucleotide messenger RNA. Its product is annotated as poly [ADP-ribose] polymerase 3-like. The coding region runs from base 1 to 1575 and encodes 524 amino acids. The record is from RefSeq and is a predicted model, not a curated record. Gene Ontology annotation, biological process: double-strand break repair; protein poly-ADP-ribosylation. The transcript has 9 exons. NCBI's taxonomy places the organism in Eukaryota, Metazoa, Chordata, Actinopteri, Syngnathiformes, Syngnathidae. Gene Ontology annotation, cellular component: site of double-strand break; nucleolus. Gene Ontology annotation, molecular function: NAD+ poly-ADP-ribosyltransferase activity.
AUGGCACCAAAGAGACGGUCUGCUUCUGCUACCAAAGCGGGCGGCAAGAAGAUCAAGGCAGAACCCGAGCUACCGAAGCCCAAAGAUGCAUUCACCUCGACCAAAGAGGCUCUUCUGGCUGCAGGGCCACAAACCAAAGGAAAGAAGAAGGUGGACGAACACUGCUCACUGUCAAGCAAAGGAGAGGUGUACAAAGACUAUGACUGCAUGCUCAAUUAUACGAAUGUUCGAAACAACUAUAAUGACUUCUAUGUUAUUCAAGUCAUUAAAGCUGCCAAAAAGUACUAUUCAUGGGACAGAUGGGGCAGAGUGGGUUACGUGGGUUACUCCAAUCUGAAUACGUUUUCAGACGUUAAGAGUGCCGUGAAGGACUUUGAAAAAAAGUUCAAGGACAGCACCAUGAACAAUUGGAGUGAUCGCAUGAAUUUUGUGUCUCACUCUGGGAAGUACACUUUGAUUGAGGUGGAUGCAGGGGUCACGGUGGACAUUGUUGAUGGAACGGCUGUCAAGGUCACUAAAAACGUCCUACCUUGCACCCUGGACAAAGCUAAACAGGCGCUCAUCGAGCUCAUUUUCAGCAAUGAUAUGUUCACGGCGGCAAUGGAAUGUAUGAACUUAGACGUCAAGAAGAUGCCUUUGGGUAAGCUCAGCAAGUUGCAAAUUGCAAAGGGCUUCGAGGUGCUGGAAGAAAUUGAAGCAGCCUUGACUCAAAAGAGCAGGAGGCCACGUCUUGAAGAACUUUCCUCCAAGUUUUUUACAACAAUCCCGCAUAACUUCGGUCGCACCAGACCACCAACCAUUGACAACAACAACAUUGUGGAAAAAAAGAAAGAGAUGCUGAUGGUGCUUGCUGAUAUUGAGCUCGCUCAGACUCUGAAAUCAGAGACAGAGAAGGCACAGAAAGAGAUGAUCGAGACUGUCCCCGACCCGCUUGACCAGGACUACAGUUCUCUCAAGUGCAAACUCUCUCUGUUGGAUAAAAGAUCAAAAACGUUCAAGAUAAUCGACAAAUACCUAAAGCAAACACAGGGCUAUCAGAAGCCCAAAAUUGUCAACGUAUGGGAAGUCGACAGAGAAACUGAGGGGGCUCGAUUUCAAAAGCAUGACGACCUGGAGAACCGCCGUCUGCUGUGGCAUGGCACUAACAUCGCCGUCGUGGCUGCUAUACUGAAGAGCGGCCUGAGGAUAAUGCCCCAUUCGGGGGGCCGUGUUGGACGCGGUAUCUAUUUUGCAUCCGAAAACUCUGUGUCUGCAUGUUACGUGCACAUGUCGAAAAAUACCGGCGUGAUGUUUUUGAGUGAAGUGGCCCUCGGCAGAGAACACACCAUCACCACAGACAACUCUUCUUUGAAAAAGGCGCCUGCUGGAUACGAUUCUGUAGUUGCACGAGGUCGAGUGGAACCAGAUCCGUCCAAAGACAUCUUCAUCACCCUGGACGGCAAGGAGGUGGCCGUCCCACAGGGUAAGCCUAUCACGCAGUCUCAGUACUCUGAGAGCUGCUUCAGCAACAGCGAAUAUCUCAUCUACAAAGAGAGUCAGUGUCGCCUGCGCUACCUGCUUGAGCUGAAAAUGUAA